Molecule: messenger RNA, 1594 nt
Organism: Alosa alosa (allis shad)
Lineage: Eukaryota; Metazoa; Chordata; Actinopteri; Clupeiformes; Clupeidae
Gene: proca
Product: protein C (inactivator of coagulation factors Va and VIIIa), a
Exons: 10
Coding region: 222-1517 (431 amino acids)
Biological process (GO): blood coagulation; proteolysis
Cellular component (GO): extracellular region
Molecular function (GO): serine-type endopeptidase activity; calcium ion binding
Source: RefSeq, a predicted model, not a curated record
GUGGACUUUAAGUCAACAUCUGAAGUUAGUCAUUAACGCUGUUUAAACAUCACAUCUGUCAUCCACAACCUUCCUUUAUUCUCAAAAUACUAAUGUUAUGUGGAUUAGAUUGAUACGCAGCUCAGCUGAGGCAAGGUACUGGAUAGUCCACCUUCAUACCACUUGCACGCUCUGCAUCUAGUGCCCGGCAAUAAACUCAGUAACCUGGCUCUGUAGCCAUCAUGUGGCGACCCUUGCUCUGCUUGUGUCUUCUUGUGCUGUGGUCUGUGAGUGCGUAUAGCAGAUCAGUCUUUUACAGUGGACCACAGGCACAUUCACUUCUGCGCUCCAAACGGGCUAAUAGCGUGUUCGAGGAGCUCAGACCCCCAUCGAAAGAACGUGAAUGUGUCGAAGAGAUCUGUGACUUUGAGGAGGCCAGAGAGAUCUUCCUGACCCGAGAGGCAACGCUGGAGUUUUGGACUGUGUACACAGAUGGUAACCAGUGUGAGCCCAAUCCAUGCAUCAAUGGAACAUGCAUGGACAAGUUCCAGUCCUUUGAAUGCCUCUGUCAUCCUGGUUAUGAGGGGAGAUACUGUAAUCAGCCCAGCACAGCCUCUAACUGCUCUCUGAAAAAUGGCGAUUGUGACCAUGAGUGUAAUUUGAGGUCUGAUGGCCUGGUCCGCACUUGUAGCUGUCUCCCAGGAUUCAGUCUUCAUGAAAAUUCCAGAACCUGUAGUCCUAUCAAUAACCAUGCCUGCGGAAGGAUUUUGAUACACAAGUCCGCAUUCAAUACAGGGCCUAUGGAAGGAAUAAUGCCAUGGGUAACCGGGGGAGAAGCAGGCAUGAGGGGAGAGAGUCCCUGGCAGGCUCUUUUACUCAGUUCGUCUGGGAAAUUUCACUGUGGGGGAGUUCUAAUAGACAAGAGCUGGGUCCUCACUGCUGCUCAUUGUCUGGAACACCAUACUCGCUUCAGUGUCAGAUUAGGUGACUAUGUGCGCAGCAAGAAGGAGGAUUCAGAGGUCACUGUGCCGGUGGCAGACAUUAUUCCACAUCCGAAUUACGACCGCAUAUCAGUAGACAAUGACAUUGGACUACUGCGCCUGGCAGAACCAGUGAAAUACUCCACCUACAUCCUACCAGCCUGCUUGCCGAGUCGAGGGCUAGCCGAAGGGGUGCUUCACCGCAACGGUACAGUCACCAUUGUAACAGGCUGGGGAAAGGUGAACGAGACAGACUGGCGUUACAGUAAGGCCCUCAACUUCAUCAAAAUCCCACUGGUGGACCACGCCGUAUGCCAGCAAACGAUGAUAAACAAUGUGAGCGAAAACGUGCUGUGUGCCGGUGUGUUGGGCGAAAUACAGGACGCCUGUGAGGGGGACAGCGGUGGGCCAAUGAUGGUGGAGUAUCGCAAGACCUGGUUUCUGAUUGGUUUGGUGUCUUGGGGGGAAGGCUGUGGUCACAAAGACAAACUUGGCAUUUACACUAAAGUAUCUAACUACAUAAAGUGGAUAGAUAGAGUUCGUGCAAAGUAUGAGUAGGCAUGCUUCACAUCUCUUGCUGUCAUCAGAAACAGCAUAAAAUGUAAUAAAAAUAAGAGUCCCAUUAUUGAAAGAGA